This is a messenger RNA of Paraglomus brasilianum, 1950 nucleotides long. The record is from the annotation of a GenBank genome assembly. NCBI's taxonomy places the organism in Eukaryota, Fungi, Glomeromycota, Glomeromycetes, Paraglomerales, Paraglomeraceae.
AUGACAGAAAAAGCAGUCGGUAUCGACUUGGGUACAACCUAUUCUUGUGUGGGUGUAUGGCAGAACGACCGUGUAGAAAUUAUUGCAAAUGACCAGGGUAACCGCACAACACCUUCAUAUGUUGCCUUUACUGACUCAGAGCGUCUUAUCGGGGACGCAGCAAAAAAUCAAGUUGCCAUGAAUCCAUUCAACACUGUCUUUGACGCUAAGCGUCUUAUUGGACGUCGCUUUGCCGACCCAGAAGUACAGUCUGACAUGAAACACUGGCCGUUCAAAGUUGUGGACAAGGACAAAAAACCAUAUAUCGAAGUCGAGCACAAAGGCGAGAAGAAGCAGUUUACACCAGAAGAAAUUUCGGCUAUGGUUCUCACCAAGAUGAAGGAAACGGCUGAACAAUUCCUCGGAACCAAAGUUCAAAAUGCUGUUAUCACAGUACCUGCUUACUUCAAUGAUUCCCAACGUCAAGCCACAAAAGAUGCCGGAGUAAUUUCUGGUUUAAAUGUCCUCCGUAUCAUUAACGAACCGACAGCAGCAGCUAUCGCUUACGGUCUCGAUAAGAAAUCCGGUGGUGAACGCAACGUGUUGAUUUACGAUCUUGGUGGUGGUACAUUCGAUGUAUCGCUAUUGACGAUUGAAGACGGUAUCUUCGAAGUGAAGGCUACGGCUGGUGAUACCCAUCUUGGUGGUGAAGAUUUCGAUAAUCGUGUAGUCAAUCACUUUGUUCAGGAAUUCAAGCGAAAAUUCAAGAAAGAUUUAUCUAUCAAUGCACGCGCAUUGCGUCGUCUACGUACUGCCUGUGAACGUGCCAAGCGUACAUUAUCAUCGACAGCUCAGACAUCAAUCGAGAUUGACUCACUCUUCGAAGGCAUCGACUUCUAUACCACUCUCACACGUGCUCGUUUUGAAGAAUUAAAUCAAGAUCUCUUCAGAUCUACCAUGGAUCCUGUCGAGAAAGUUCUUCGCGAUUCCAAGAUUGAUAAAUCAUCAGUCCACGAAAUCGUAUUGGUCGGAGGGUCUACCCGUAUUCCCAAAAUCCAGAGGAUGGUCUCGGAAUUCUUUAACGGCAAAGAACCCAACAAAUCGAUCAACCCCGACGAAGCCGUCGCGUAUGGUGCUGCCGUCCAAGCUGCUAUCCUUUCCGGCGACACGUCUGAAAAGACGCAAGACUUGCUACUUCUCGAUAUCACUCCUCUCUCGCUUGGUAUUGAAACUGCUGGUGGUGUCAUGACUCCGUUGAUCAAGCGUAAUACGACCAUUCCAACUAAGAAGAGUGAGAUAUUUUCGACCUAUUCUGAUAACCAGCCUGGUGUAUUGAUUCAGGUGUAUGAAGGAGAGCGUGCUAGGACAAAGGACAACAAUUUGCUUGGUAAAUUCGAGUUGACGGGUAUUCCGCCAGCACCUCGUGGUGUGCCACAAAUUGAAGUCACAUUCGAUAUUGACGCAAAUGGUAUUCUAAACGUAACGGCUAUGGACAAGACCACCGGUCGAUCAAACAAGAUCACCAUCACCAACGACAAAGGACGUUUAUCAAAGGAUGAAAUCGAGCGUAUGGUUGCCGAGGCUGAGAGAUACAAAGCAGAAGAUGAAAAGGUUGCCCAGAAAAUACAAGCACGGAACGCUUUGGAGAGCUAUUCUUAUAAUCUCCGAAACACACUUACGGAUGAGAAAGUUGCAGGAAAAUUGGAGGCAGGUGACAAGAAGAAACUUGAAGAUGCUAUUCAAGAAACAAUCACUUGGCUAGACAAUAACCAAGAGGCAGAGAAGGAUGAAUACGAGCAUAAACAGAAGACGCUCGAGGAAGUUGCUAAUCCUAUUAUGAUGAAACUCUACGGCGCUGCUGGCGGUGCUGGUCCUGCAGGAGCUCCUCCGGGCGGCUUCCCAGGAGGCCCAGCCCCAGGAGGAUCAGCUGGCGGUGACGAGUCUGGCCCGACAAUCGAAGAAGUCGACUAA